Messenger RNA from Ipomoea nil (Japanese morning glory), 1062 nucleotides. Its product is annotated as probable terpene synthase 12. NCBI's taxonomy places the organism in Eukaryota, Viridiplantae, Streptophyta, Magnoliopsida, Solanales, Convolvulaceae. The transcript has 5 exons. Gene Ontology annotation, molecular function: terpene synthase activity; magnesium ion binding. Bases 1 to 1062 code for a protein of 353 amino acids. The record is from RefSeq and is a predicted model, not a curated record.
AUGACGGUGUCGGACGGUGAUUUCAAGAGCUCCGGCAAAGACGUGCAGCAAAGAAGCGAUGGCAGUGUGCAGAAGCAGCCUGUUCUUUAUUCCCUUUCUCUCGGUCAACAACAGUUCUCCCGACGAGUAGCAGAUCGACAGCAGCCACGGUGGUGGAACGAAAUAAGGUUAGCAAGCAAAUUAAGCUUUAUCAGAGAUAGAUUGGUGGAAUGCUAUUUUUUUGCGGCUGGAAUUACACCCCAACCUCAACUCACCAAAGCUCGCAUAGGUCUAACAAAAGUGUCUAUACUAGUAUCAAUAAUUGAUGAUAUUUACGAUGUUUAUGGAUCUCCAGAUGAGCUCCACUUAUUUACAAACGUGGUUAAAAGGUGGGAUCUUAAUGGGGUUAAACAACUUCAAAAUUAUAUGAAACUAUGUUUUCUUGCUCUCUACAACACUAUAAAUGAGUUGGGAUAUUAUAACAUUAAAGAACAAGGAGUAAAUCCAAUAUCUCUACUUGCAGAAAAGUGGGCAGAUAUGUGUGAAGCAUUCUUGGUGGAAGCAACUUGGAAUUACAAAAAGGUUACACCACCUCUCAAGGUUUAUCUUGAGAAUGCAUGGGUUUCUAUCUCGGGUGUUGUCAUCCUUUCACAUGCCUACUUCUUGGUCACUCAAAAUAUCACCAAUGGUGAACUUGGUGGCUUGCAAAAUAACCAUGAUCUUCUAAGAUGGUCAUCCAUGAUUUUUCGCUUAUGCAAUGAUUUGGGAACUUCUAAGACUGAGUUGAUGAGGGGUGAAACUGCGAAUUCAAUAUUAUGUCGAAUGCAGGAAAGUGGACAUUCAGAGAACAAUUCUCGUAAUUAUGUAAAAGGUUUGCUCGAUGAAGCAUGGAGGAAUCUGUUAAAUGAAAAGGAUUUAGCAGGAAAAAAUUCAGAGUUUGAGAGACUAUUUAUUGAAGCAACGAUUAACCUGGCUCGCAUUUCUCAAUUCUCUUAUUGGUAUGGAGAUGUACAUGGAGUUCCAGAUAACAGAUCUAAAAAUCUAGUCUUGUCCUUCAUUAUUGAACCGUUAGCCUUUGAGUAA